Molecule: messenger RNA, 4281 nt
Organism: Lytechinus pictus (painted urchin)
Lineage: Eukaryota; Metazoa; Echinodermata; Echinoidea; Temnopleuroida; Toxopneustidae
Product: tektin-like protein 1
Exons: 5
Coding region: 240-1592 (450 amino acids)
Source: RefSeq, a predicted model, not a curated record
AUGACAACACAAUCUAGCAACAGACGCCGGCUGCUAUUGACCAUCGCCCCAUGCAUGUUCACGCAACCAAGCACCUGUGAUUGUUCUAGCUACCUACACGCGGGAGAAGAACACCCACUCCUGCGACAACCCAUCAUCAGAAAAAAAGAGAAUAUCAUCGUCAAAUAACUGGAUACUUGGUGUAUUAUAAAGGAGUAUUUAUUUAUGAAAUGGAGGUGUAAAUACACGUAUUUUUCAAGAUGAUGUCCACUCGCACUCGUACCCAAAUGCCCCUUGCCACGGCGACGGUCGGCCCACAAAGCUGGAGCGAUGCUACGGUGAAUGAGAUUAAAAUUUCACAAGCGGCUGUGGAAAAAACAGACACGGGCCAAGAAGCCGGACGUUCUUUCGAUGCCUUGCCAUCCCUUCGAGAUAAUUGUGCUCAGCAAAGUAAUACAGUCGUUCACCAGUAUGUCAGGGAAUGCAGAAUAUCACUUGUCAAACUUCGGGACAGUUUUCUUGAAACCAAUGAGGAAGUCAAAAGUUUAUUACGCGGGAAGGAGGCGCUGGAAAAGAAACUGGAACACAUUCGAAAAGACAUUGCACUCAAUAAGAUGAGCACAGAAAUCAGAAGCACAAGACCGUCAAGAGAAAGGGGAAGAGAUGGUGCAGAUGACGUAGUGGAGAAAGAAUUCCGACAUCUCCAUCAACUUAAAAAGGCUCUAGAAUUGCAACUACGCUCAGUUCAAAAACAACUUCAGGUCCUAGAUCAGUGCAGGAAGCGACUUAGUGCUGUCAUCCAAGAAAGAAACAGGGUCCUAGACCUACUUUGCCAUGCCGUCUCCUCUGUCAACGGGCGUGCUUCUCGUAACAGUGGACGCAUCUCCCGUCAAGAGAAGACUAUGACCUUUGGUGGCAAUGGGACAGGCUACACUCGUCAGAUCAACCUGAAUGUUUCAGAGUUGCUUGGUGCGAGAACGUCGCCUCCUGAUGGAGAGGAACGAAACGGCUCCAAUACACCCCCUCCAGAUCCCUUAGGCCCGUUCACCCCAGAAGCAGCUGCUUCUAUUGCUCAGGCCAGGGAAGCACGCCAGCGCUCACAAGUCCUCCGCAAGGAAAUCCGUGAUGCCAUUGAGAAUACUCAGCAGUUGCAGCAGGCUGCACACAGGGCUGUUAAUGGUAGUCUUAAUCAGAAGGUUGCCGAAACUGUCACACUGAAGCAACAUCUGACUGUAGCGGCUGGUGAGAACCGUCAUUCCAUCCAUCGUGCCCAGCGUUGGUAUGACUCUACAGAGAAGGCCCUAGGCUACACCAUUGGACCUGAGAUGCAGUCUGACUUGGAGACCAGGGAGAAACUAACCCGUCCUCUGGUCCGGGUCUACCAGCGACAUCCGGGCACCAACCUACCAGAAGCACAAGAUAUUAUCAAGGGUGCUGCCGGCCUAGACGAAUCACUACUCAAGACAAGUCGUAAUAUCGGUCUCCUUCAAAUGGCACAGGGUCGUCUCCAAGGCGAUAUUAGGCACAAGCACGCCGGUGCCAGUGUCGACUCCUCAAUCGUCCGGAUGCGACGUCGCCUUGCCAACCACAGAUGGGUGAUGGGAAGCGUUUGAUUGCCUCUUUUCUCGAGGUGUUGCCAUAAGGCAUGUUUGAUUGCAGAAAAAUGAAGAAAAAAAUGCAAUAUAGUCUACUCCAUUCCUUUCAAAAUAAUGAAAAAAUACCUGAAGAAAUAUAUUAUCCCAUUAGGUAUCAUGUUGAUAAAGGGCUAGUUAUUAUAGGUAAAGGGUUGGUAAACAAUGCUUAUUAUAGACCAAUCAGUCAUCAGUUUAUUCAUGAUAUUUUUUAAUGCAUUUUAUUUUUAUUUAUUUACUUGUCACUUUAAUAGUAUAUGAAUCUCAACCACCAGUCCAAUCCAAAUUGACAUUUCCAUAAUUUAACAUUUAGUGCAUACUAAAUUUCCAAUUGCUGGGCUUUUCAGUUUGAAUAAUGCAGACCUGUCUUAUCUAAAUCUGAAAGAAUAAAUCAAUCCCAUACAUAACAGAGUUAUUAAAUGUAAUAAUAAGGUACGUAGUUGUGAUAAUACAACCUUAUUAAUUGGAUCAUAGAAUAAAAAAUAGAGAUAUUUGUGAAUAAAUUUGCAUGAAAAUGGAAUGAAUGUGUGAUGGCUUAAUCAGCUGGGAACUGUAUAUCUGCAAUGCACCCAAGUUUUAUUUGUUCACUCUAGUUCAAAAUAUGCUGUGAAUGGAAUGGUAUGAAGUGAGUAUAUGGGAAUUUUAUUGAAUGGAAGGACAGGUUCAAAAUGGCAGCUCUUUGAAGAUUGUCCCGUCAUCUCUGUUGUCGGCUCAUUCCAAAUGUCUUCAUAUUGUGGGGUAAAGUGGAGUUAUCUUCUCAUCAUGCUUACUUGUACAUCUGAAAAUAAUGAAAAUAUAAAAAUCAUAGUGGGUUCUUUUACAGUUUUUACUUCAAAAAUGCUGGAGCAUACCCAUAGACAGACCAAGCACAAAAGAGGGAUCACCUUGUUAAUGUAAAGGAAGAGGCUUUAACCUGAAAGAAUGGGCGUUAUUUUAAAACAGGGUAAUCAAUUUCCCACGUUUGCUUUAUUAAUAAGCUCCAUGUACUUGCUUUUUUCUGUCUUUUAAAUUUGAUGCUAUAUAAGGAUUCUGAAGCUCCAUGCACUCCAUAAAUCUAGAAGCUGUUUAUGUUCACGAUUUUAAUGCAAAUUCAAAUUUACUGUAAAUGGUGUAUUCUAUUUAUGUCCAGCACAAAAUGUUGCAGUUUUUUCAGCUAGCAGAGGCAGAGUUGUCAAGUAAAUGAUCAUCAAUUAACUUAUUACACCCAUGGGGAGAAAGCGAAAACAUCAUACGUACCUACAUAUGUAUAUCUUCUUUGAUCAUUAGGAUAAUUGCUAUUUAUCACUUUUUCAUGCAACGAAUCUUAUAAUUGCCAAUGUAGACUAGAAAUGCAUGUAUUUUCUUUUUGUGAGAUUUGACCCGAAGGAGAGGGUAUGAGACGCAAAACCUUCAGAUAAGUCUAGAUUUAGGGAGAAAAUGCCAAUUCUGUCUCUGUGCCUUGCAAAAUUAUAAGAUGAGAAAUGGUUCCUGACUAGGUCAGGAUUGUUAUCUGAUUAUAUCGUAGAAAAUAUUAUUGUACUGAUUCUACAGUAAAUAUAUUGUGUAUAGCUGCCUUAUAUAUUUGUAAAUAAUAUGCACAAUUGUACAUCAUCAAUGCUGUUAAUCAACGAGGUUUGUGCUAAUUUUCUCUUCCGUCCAAUCUCUUUGCUUUCUUCAGAAGCUGCGCUGUAUUAUAAAUUCAUAAUAAUUCUAUGAAACAAAUUUAUAUUCUAUGCAUGAGAUGAAUUAAUGAGUGCUUUCUCUAUCUGUAACUAUGCAAUCGUACCAAUAGAUAUAUAUAUCAAGUAUUAAACAUGAAUUAUGUAGAUCAAUUAUCUUUAUUGAUUAUGCAUGUGUGGAGAGGGUAUGGAGAAUAUUAUGUUCCAAACAAAUUUGAAAUAUGGUAUCUAUGGAAUAUCAUGUGAAUUAUCAGACCCAAGGCAGGUAAAAUAUGGCCACUUUCGGAUGAAGUGGAUUGCAGAUCAUUUGUCUGAUUGCUGCCCUUAAAUGACUUGGAAUGUCAUGUGAAGAGAGAAAAAAAUUAUCACAGCAGUGAAGAUUGACUUUUCUUGCAAAUUGAAUAUUAUUAACAUCAAUAACUAACAAUAUUUAGAAAUCAUGGAAAAGGUGAAAAAAUUAACAUCAGAAUAUUACAUCCAUUUCUUAAUUUUAACUAUGCAAAUGUUCUUUACAAGAGAUCCAUGAUGCAAAUAUAUAUAUAUAUAUGAAUAAACAGAUGAUAAUUCCAUGUAAUCAAUUACAAUUAUAUUUGUCCAAUAUGAUGGAACUCAUUAUGCACUAUCAAGGAACCAAGUAUUAUCAUUAUUGAGUCACUUUUAGCAGAUAAUACAAAUUUUUGUAUUUUUUAAAGAAAUGUUUCUGCUCAAAGGCAGUAAAACACAAUUUAACUAACCACUCCACAGAUGUUUGAUCAAGAAGGAGGUCUGGGUUAUGUUCAAGAGCUAAUUUCUGUCUUAAGAUGUCUGUCUAUGAGCCAACAUCAAUAUUUUGAUUGCUUUAUCUUUCAAUAUUAAUGACAAAAUAUUGAAGUAUCUUUUCCACCUUGCAUAUCAAGUUUAUCUACAAAUAUGUACAUUUUAUACUGUGCUAUCAAAUUUCUACAAAUGUUGCAAUAAUUGGUAUUAUUGUACUGUGCAGUGGAAUUAUAGAGGUAUUAAAAUCUGUAAAAACA